Messenger RNA from Schistosoma mattheei, 3166 nucleotides. The record is from the annotation of a GenBank genome assembly. Lineage: Eukaryota; Metazoa; Platyhelminthes; Trematoda; Strigeidida; Schistosomatidae.
UUUUUUCCAAACUGAAAGCGCACAAGGUCGUGUGAAGGAGAGCGCGAUCCAGUUUGUAGGCCAAGCACUUUUAUUCGUUGUAUCUCAGUCUUCCGGAUCGUGUCAAACUUUCUUUCAGGAUUUUGGCCAAUUUAUCUGUAUGCUAGGAUAUGAGUUCACAGAAAGGUAACACUCAGCGCACACGACCUCAGAAACAUAAGAAUACUAAGGCUUUUAAAAACAACUUGCAUGAUACGUCUAAAGAAAUCAAACGUCUCAACAAUCUGACGUUCGACUUUUUGUGUCCUAGAUGUACAGGUGUUGUGCAGUGGAGAGUCAAAUACAAAAAGUAUCAUCAAUUAGCAAACCCUAGAGUUUGUGUGAAGUGUAACGGGAAGACUGUAAAGCAAGCCUACCAUACAAUCUGUACAGAUUGUUCAAGUGCUUUGAAAAUCUGCUCUAAGUGUGGAAAAUCGGAUGGAUCGAUUACCUUCGGUGCUACAGAAAAUCAAGAAGAUAUUAACCAACAAUUUAUUGAUGCUUUGAAAAAUGUUCGUGAGAGAGAACGCCGUAAGUUAUUUUUUAGAUGUACCAGGACGUUCUUAUUUGAGCGUUGGGUUUUAUAUAUGCUGUUCGUUAUUAAAUUCUUGAGAAAACGGUAAUCGUAACAAAGCUUCCCAGUUGUUCAUACAAAUAGGAAAACUGGAGCUAAAAAAUACCUAUCACUAUCGUAUUACAUUCCAGUCACUUUUUUAGUUUCCUACAACCUGCUUUUGGACCAUGUGUUUUAUUUAGAAUAAAGUACAAGUAACAGAUAUUUAUUCUCUCGAACGGAAAAAAGUCGUUCCGGUGAUUUUUGCGAACGAUAUACAAUAUCUCUGCACUAUAUUCUCAAGAGUAUCUAGACACGUGAAUAGUCACUAGAACCAUUUCCAAACAGCCGGAACGGAACAUCGAAAUAGGCUCCCAACUCUUAUUGAAAUCCGAAAAGCUAUAGCUAGUCUGAGACAAGAAAGAGCAGCUGGUCCAGAUGAAUUAUCUCCAAAAGUCUUUAAGCAUGGUGGUACAGUUUAAGCGAUUAGGUUGACUAGUAUUCCAGUUAAAAUCUGGGAACUGGACGUAAUCCCUUCCAACUGGUUGCAAUCACUGAUCGUCCUAAUCAAAAUCAUCCUGUGAUAACCAUAGAGGGAUUAGCUUGACUAAUAUGGCAUCUAAAAUACUGGCCUCAAUAAUUAUCGGACGUUUAACAAAGACUCAUGAACUGUAAAUACGCGAAAACCAGGUUGGCUUCAGACUUGGUAGUGGCUGCAUCGACUACAUAUUCACUAUUCGUCCGACAGUGAUGGUUUUUCUUGACUUAGAAGCAGCGUUUGACUCUGUUGGCCGGAAGAUUCUAUGGCAGUCUGUCAUUGGAAGACAUACCUCAGAAGUAGUACAUAAACCUCGUGAAGGCUCUUUACUCGAACACUACCAGUCGAGUCAGUGCUUACGGCGAAGUGUGUCAUCUAAUUUCGCAACCUCCAUUUUCGGUCACUUUCAUCAAAGACCUACUGCUGGAAAUAACGUUGUCGUCGACUGAAUUUUCGGGAAUUGAUCUCCUACCAGAAGGUCCACUUAUUGACUUAGGAUACGCAGAUGAUGUAGUCCUGUUUGGUGAAUACGCUGAUAAAAUGCAGAACCUUUUGAUAGCAUUAGGAAACAAUGUCAGGGUGUUUGGGGUGCGUUUCUCCUCUUCUAAAUGCAAAUUCUUGCUUCAGGACUGGCCUGUGUCAACACCUGAACUAAGGAUAGGGAGUGAAGUAGUCGAAUGCGUCGACAACUUCACUUAUCUUGGAACUUUGAUCAACCCUAAUGGGUUGGUGUCUGACGAAAUUUCUAUACGGACUCGAAAAGAUCGUUCGGCUUUUGCCAAAUUACGUCACCUAUAGCGAGAUAUCCGUCUAUCAAUUAAGAGACGAAUAUACUGCGCAGCAGUCCGUUCUGUUUUACUUAACAGCUGCGAAACAAUGCCACUAAGGGUAAAGGAUACUCGUAAGUUACUAGUAGUUCAUUACAUUUUUCUUAGAAAUAUUGCUUGCCUCUUCUGGGAUCACCAGGUAAUGGUGAGGUUAGACUCAGGGUAGUAGGGAAUGAUGGUAAGUCAGUUAGUGAGGUUGUAAAUCAUCAUCGACUGAGAUGAUUGGGCCACGUGUUACGUAUGCCUGAACACUGAUUACCACGACGCGUGUUGGAGAUGGUAGGAAGUUAGGAGCGGCCAAACCAGAACGUGACACCAGUCCAUAAAGUCACUAACUUCUGGUCUUAGCCAUGUUGUUAGAUGCAGACUACUUGGUUUGGGUCCAUGCGAUUAUCGUAAUCAGUGGUUGGAGACUGGGUGAUAUAGCUCAGAAUGGAUUACAAUGGCGCAGGUGUAUACACUCUUCGUUUUCCCUUAAAACGUGAGACUAAUGAGGUAUGGGAACUUAGACCGAUGCAUAUACGUGCGUUGUAGGUGACUGACUGACACUACCAAAUACAUCUGCAACCAUGUGGAAAUCCCCGGAUUAAAACUUCAUCAUGGAGCUGACGAUAAUUACUGGGUUUUGUGACUGACGUCAUUUGUUACCUGCAACAUAGUGGGUUUUUCAAGUAAUCGAGGUAACGUAAAUUAUUAUACAUUUCAUUAUGUGCAGAUUAUAACAACAAUUAUUGCAGUCUAUAUUUUCUAUCUCUAGUAUUUUAAUUUACCUGAAGAUAUUUUAGAAGCUGAUCCGACCAAUAAAUCAGAUCCACCACUUUAAGAAAUUUAGGACAAAUAAUCCUACUUUUAGAUAGGUGUGUCUCUCCCAACUAAAUAUGUCACAGAUUUAAUCUAAUGACUGUUGAAAUGCUUAUCCGUCUGAAGAUUGUUCUUUACUAGUUACAGUAUUUUCAAGAGAAUUAGGAGUAAUCUAUAUUUAUGAAACAUGUGAACUUUCUCUAGGUGCUCUUCUCCGUUUGGCCCAGUCCAAUAAAAAACCAAUUGAGUCAGGUAAUAUUAACGCUGACGAAGAAAUUCAUCUAAACAGUCUGAAUAAGUUAAUUGUGAAGGAACUAUCGGAUAUCAAAUUUGAUGAGGACAAAUAUGAAUCAGAUGAUUAUAAGUCCAGUUAGCGGGAUUGCAUUAAAAUAUACUUGUAAAUUUCAUAAAGCAGAGUAUUUCCAAACC